GUAUACGAUAUAAGUGAUUUAUAAACAAGUGCAUACGACCGCUGAACAAAUACCGGCGGCUUAGUGUUUGGUUGCUCAAAUCUCAAUCCGUUUAAAUCCGGUGCCAAUUAAUUGGUUUCCGUCAUUGUUUCGCCAACUGUUUCCGGUUCAACAUCAUCGAAGUAUUGACAUUUUUUCUAUUUGUUUUUUUUUUCCUAUUCCAUUUUAUUUCUGUUUCCUCGUAACAAGCGAUCAUGAAGUUGAUGCGCGGUUUGAUCGUGUUCUCUGGGUUCCUUUUGAACUCCAUACUCGCCGACUCCGUUGUUGAUCUAUCGGACUCAGAUUUCGAUUCGUCGGUAGCUGAAUAUGACACGUCUUUGGUUAUGUUCUAUGCCCCAUGGUGCGGACACUGUAAGAAAUUGAAACCUGAAUUCGAGAAGGCAGCCAAGAGUCUCCUGAAAGAAGAUCCACCUGUAACAUUAGCAAAGGUGGAUUGUACAGAAGCUGGUAAAGAAGUAUGUAAUAAGUUUGGUGUUUCUGGAUAUCCAACUUUAAAAAUUUUCAGAAACGGUGAAGUUUCUAAAGAAUAUAAUGGUCCCCGUGAUUCUGCUGGCAUUGUCAAGUACAUGAAAUCACAAGUCGGGCCAAGUUCAAAAGACUUAUCAUCAGAAGACAUUAUUAAGAACUUCUUAUCUAAAGAUGACGUGGUAGUUGUUGGAUUCUUUGAAACAGAAACUGAUCUCAAGGGUAAAUUUGUUCAACUUGCUAACAAAUUACGUGAAAAAGUAAACUUUGGUCAUACCACUUCACAAUCAGUUAUUGACAAAUAUAAUUACAAGAAUAACGUUGUACUCUAUAGACCUAAACAUUUAAGUAACAAAUUUGAACCAGAUUUUGUUGUUUAUGAUGGUGAAGAAUCAACAUCAGCUUUAGAAGCUUGGAUUACAUCAAAUUAUCAUGGUUUGGUUGGUUACCGUCAAAAAGAAAACAUGGAAGCUUUCAAACCUCCUUAUGUUGGAGUCUAUUAUGCUGUUGACUAUGUUAAAAAUCCAAAAGGAACAAAUUACUGGCGUAAUAGAGUAUUGAAAGUUGCCAAGUCUGUGAAAGAUGUUACAUUAGCUAUAAACAACAAGGAUGAUUUCCAACAUGAAAUCAAUGAGUAUGGAUUAGAGUUUGUAUCAGAUGACAAGCCUAUAGUUUUGGCACGUUCUUUGGACAACAAGAAAUACAUAAUGAAGGAUGAAUUCUCAGUUGAAAAUUUAGAAAAGUUUGUUAAGAAUUUCCAAAACGGUAACUUAGAACCUUACAUUAAAUCAGAAGCAGUUCCAGAAGAUAACACUACACCAGUAAAAGUAGCUGUUGCCAAAAACUUUGAUGAUUUAGUUAUUAACAAUGGAGUUGACACAUUAGUAGAAUUCUAUGCCCCGUGGUGUGGCCAUUGUAAAAGUUUAGCUCCAGUUUAUGAACAAGUUGCUGAAAAGUUAAAAAAUGAAGCUGUGUCUUUGGUAAAAAUGGAUGCAACUGCAAAUGAUGUUCCUUCUACUUUUGAUGUUCGUGGAUUCCCGACCUUAUAUUGGUUACCAAAAGAUAGCAAAAAUAAGCCUAUUCGUUAUGAGGGAGGCCGAGAAGUUAAUGAUUUUAUCAAGUAUAUAGCAUCUAAGGCUACAAAUGAACUCAAUGGUUUUGAUAGGUCUGGAAAUCCCAAGGAUGGCAAAAAUGAACUGUAAACAGCAAAUUAUCAGUUCUAAAUUAAACCACAAGGCUGAUUUAAUAAUUUUAUUGAAAUUGGACUACUCUUUUUUUUAAAUUAAAUAUUGAGUAGAGAGGAGAAAUAAUUUUUGAAUCAUUCCAAAUUCAAUACAAAACUAACUACUUUAAAUUAUUCUUGAAAUAGAUUAUGCAAAUAUACAUUUUAUAGAUAAUUCAUGCUCCAUUUUCCUAAUCAUAUCUGUUGAAGUAAAAAGUUAUUGUAAUUAAAUAUGAUUAUUCUGUAACUAAAAUUAUAAUUUUAAUAAAUAUGUUGUGAUUUUCUA
Messenger RNA from Rhopalosiphum padi (bird cherry-oat aphid), 2012 nucleotides. RefSeq names its product protein disulfide-isomerase A3. The transcript is spliced from 9 exons. Lineage: Eukaryota; Metazoa; Arthropoda; Insecta; Hemiptera; Aphididae. Gene Ontology annotation, cellular component: endoplasmic reticulum. Gene Ontology annotation, biological process: protein folding; response to endoplasmic reticulum stress. Bases 234 to 1706 code for a protein of 490 amino acids. The record is from RefSeq and is a predicted model, not a curated record. Gene Ontology annotation, molecular function: protein disulfide isomerase activity.